Messenger RNA from Acanthosepion pharaonis, 489 nucleotides. The record is from the annotation of a GenBank genome assembly. NCBI's taxonomy places the organism in Eukaryota, Metazoa, Mollusca, Cephalopoda, Sepiida, Sepiidae.
AUGCCUUUUUAUUUCCAUUAUCAGAUUGGAAGCCUUUAUCUGAACGCUACCGCUAGCAUUACGUUAAGUUGUCGACCUCAAGAGAUUUGUUCUCAAGUAUCUAUCUAUCUAUCUCACUUUGUUCAUAUCUAUCUAUCUCUCUAUCUCACUUUGUUCAUAUCUAUCUAUCUCACUUUGUUCAUAUCUAUCUAUCUAUCUAUCUCACUUUGUUCAUAUCUAUCUAUCUAUCUCACUUUGUUCAUAUCUAUCUAUCUAUCUAUCUAUCUCAUUUUGUUUAUAUCUAUCUAUCUCAUUGUUUUCAUAUCUAUCUAUCUAUCUAAUUUUGUUCCUAUCUAUCUAUUUAUCUAUCUAUCUAUCUAUCUCAUUUUGUUCAUAUCUAUCUAUCUCAUUUUGUUCAUAUCUAUCUAUCUAUCUAUCUAUCUAUCUAUCUAUCUAUCUAUCUAUCAGUGCGUGUGCAUACAAACGCUUCUCCACACUAAUAACAUUUAA